Molecule: messenger RNA, 1998 nt
Organism: Brachypodium distachyon (stiff brome)
Lineage: Eukaryota; Viridiplantae; Streptophyta; Magnoliopsida; Poales; Poaceae
Exons: 4
Coding region: 260-1858 (532 amino acids)
Molecular function (GO): glycosyltransferase activity
Source: RefSeq, a predicted model, not a curated record
AAGCUCGAGCGGUAGCUGUUGUGGACGACGAAAAAGGCCCAGCGUCCCGCGGCAACAACAGCACCUCCUUCUCCCUUUUCUGUCCCUCUCUCUGUAAACCAGAAACAGGAGGAAGAAGAACAAGAAGCAGCAGCAGCAGCAGCAGCAGCAGAAAGAAAGCUCUGCUGCAAUCCUCCAAGACUGAUUCAAUUCAACCCAUAUAUACUCCUGUGAUCAUAAGAGUCAGAGAGGGAGAAGAGGAAGAGAAGGAGAUCGAGCGAUGGGGAGCGAGGCGAAGCCGGGGAAGGCGGCGAUGAAGGGGUGGGCGCAGAGGUACCUGAACCUGAGCUUCGUCGCCGGCUUCCUCCUCGUGCUCCUCACCUACGUCGUCCUCUCCCAGCCGCAGCGCUUCGCCGCCAUCAGCACCACCACCUCCCCCAACGCUGUCGCGAAGAUGGCGCCGCGGGUUACUGCCGCCGAGCACCGGAAGUCGGCGGCGACCGAAGCUCCCGGCGAAACAGGCGAGGAGAAGAAGGAGCAGAUGAAACCUGAAGCUUCUGGCAAUCAAGACCAGGAUGAGAAGCAGCAGGGACAGGAGGAGGAGACAUGGCGGACGAAAGACGAAGACUCCGCCGCGACGGUGACGGCAACGGAGGAGCCCCGGACGAAAAGAGACGACAGAGAUGUCCAACUGUCUGAGGAAGCCAAGGUGGUGUGCAACAGGGACGGGCCUUUCUCCGACACCUGCGAAGUCACCGGUGACGUCCGGAUCAACGGCAGCGCCCUCUCUGUAACCCUUCUCCCUUCCAGCCGCCAGGAAACAACAUCGCGCCGUCAGCAAUGGAAGAUCCGGCCCUACUCCCGCCGCACCAUGACCGACAUCCGCGAGGUUACCGUGACGCAGCUCGCCUCGGCGGACGAGGCCUCGGCCGCGCCGGCGUGCACGGUCACCCACGAGGUCCCGGCCAUCGUCUUCGCGCUCGGCGGGCUCACGGGGAACUACUUCCACGACUUCAGCGACGCCCUGGUGCCACUCUUCGUCGCGUCCCGGCGGUACGGCGGCGAGGUGCUCUUCCUCGUCAGCAACAUCCAGCCCUGGUGGCUCGCCAAGUACGGCGCCGUGGUCCGCCGCCUCUCCAAGUACGACGCCGUCGACCUCGACAAAGACAACCAGACCCGCUGCUUCCGCCAUGUCUCCGUCGGCCUCCGCCUCACCAAGGAGUUCGACAUCGCCGCCGGGAAAAACAAUCCCCUCUCCAUGCCCGAUUUCACCGCCUUCCUCCGCGAGACAUACUCCCUGCCCCGCAAUUCCCCAACCAAAAUCAGCCUCGGCGCCACCGGAUCCAACGACGACAAUCAGAAGCCAAGGCUGAUGCUGAUCCACAGAUCCCACUACCGGAAGCUCCUGAACGUACCCGAGAUCGUCGCCGCCGCCGAAUCCGCCGGCUUCGCCGUCACCAUCUCCGACCCGCGCUUCGACGUCCGGAUCUCCGACCUCGCCAAGUCCGUGAACUCCUUCGACGUGCUCAUGGGAGUGCACGGGGCGGGGCUGACGAACGCGGCGUUCCUGCCGCCCGGCGGCGUGGUGAUCCAGGUGGUGCCGUACGGGAAGAUGGAGGGGCUGGCCAGGACGGACUUCGGGGAGCCCGUUAAGGACAUGGGCCUGGAGUACCUCGAGUACAGCGUUUCGGCCCAGGAGAGUAGCCUGCUGGAGAUGUUGGGCCCCGAGCAUUUGGUGAUUAAGGAUCCUGAAGCUGUGCAUCGGAGUGGGUGGGAUAAGGUGGCCGAGUAUUAUCUGGGUAAGCAGGAUGUGAGGCUUGAUGUUGAGCGGUUUCGGCCCACGUUAGACAAGGCCAUGGAGUAUCUCCGGCAGCGGUAGGGAAGAGGUUAAAUUAAGAUCUCAAAUUGAAGGAAACCAUGUAUACUUUACUUUACUACAUGUAUACAGAUGUGAUCAAACAAGAUGAUUGAUCGUCGGUACAGAUUUGACUUUAUACGUGUUAUUUAGUCGUCUCUUAA